Messenger RNA from Clonostachys rhizophaga, 1026 nucleotides. The record is from the annotation of a GenBank genome assembly. Lineage: Eukaryota; Fungi; Ascomycota; Sordariomycetes; Hypocreales; Bionectriaceae.
AUGACCAAAGUUCUUCUUACGGGUGGUUCGGGCUUCAUCGCCGCCCACAUCCUGGAGCAGCUCCUGGAAAAGGGCCACUCGGUCGUGACCACCGUCCGCUCAGAGGAAAAGGCCCAGGCCAUCCGCGACGCCUACAAGGCCCAGUCCGACCGCGUCGAGGUCCUCAUCGUGCCGGACAUUGCCCAGCUGGACGCCUUCGACGAGGUAGUCAAGACGCCCGGCAUCGAGGUCGUCCUCCACACGGCCAGCCCCUUCCACUUCAAAUGGAGCGACCCCCAGAAGGAACUCCUCGACCCGGCCAUCAACGGCACAACCGGCAUCCUCAAGGCCCUCAAGAAGUCAGCACCCCAGGUCCGCCGCGUCGUCGUCACCUCCUCCUUCGCCGCCAUCAUCGACGAGGCCCACCUCUCCGACCCUAACCACACCUUCUCCGAGGACAGCUGGAACCCGGACACCGCCGCCGACAUCCACCGCUCCCCCGCGACCGCCUACCGCGUCUCCAAGAAGCUCGCCGAGAAGGCCGCCUGGGACUUUGUGGAGAAGGAGAAGCCCGGAUUCGACCUCGUCACGAUUAACCCGCCCCUCGUCGUCGGCCCUGUCAUCAACCACCUCGCCAGCCUCGACAGCAUCAACACCUCCAACGAGCGUGUCGUCAACCUGCUCCAGGGCAAGUGGCGCGAGUCCAUCCCGUCCCAGGGCCCCGUGGCCCUCUGGAUCGACGUCCGCGACGUCGCCCGCGCCCACGUUGUCGCCGGCCUUGAGAAGCCCGAGGUCGGGGGCCACCGGCUGUUCACCACCGCCGGUCUCUUUGGCAACCACGACUAUGUUGAUAUCGUGAGGGCAAAGUUCCCCGAGUAUGCUGACAGACUGCCUGCCCCCGAGGUCAAGGGUGGUGAGAGGCCUCUGCCUGAGCAGACCUUCAAGUGGAAUGUGGAGAAGACAGACAAGCUGUUGGGUAUUGAAUGGAUCAGCUUUGAGAAGAGCGUCAUAGAUUUGGUCUCGUCGUUAAAGAAGCAUGGUAUCUAG